This is a messenger RNA of Triticum turgidum subsp. durum (durum wheat), 441 nucleotides long. The record is from the annotation of a GenBank genome assembly. NCBI's taxonomy places the organism in Eukaryota, Viridiplantae, Streptophyta, Magnoliopsida, Poales, Poaceae.
AUGUCGGUUGCACUUUCCGGCGCGCACAGCAUCGGCCGCUCCCACUGCUCCUCCUUCCGUGACCGUCUCCAGCCGCCGGCCAACGACAACUCCACCACGUCGAUGGACGCCACGUACGCUGGAAAGCUGACCCAGGACUGCCCCGCCGGUAGUGAUCCCACGGUGCCGCAAGACUACAAGACCCCCGACGUGUUGGACAACCAGUACUACAGGAACGUGAUGGAUCGCAAAGCGCUCUUCACCUCCGACGCGGCGCUCAUGACGUCACCAAAGACCAAGGAGUUGGUGGAAAAGUACACUUGGUGGUUGAUCGGAGAUUUCUUGUGGUACAGACAUUUCGAGGAUGCCAUGGUGAAGAUGGGUAAUAUCGAGGUGAAGAACAGCACCAACGGCCAGAUCAGGAAGAAGUGCGGGUUCGUGAACGAGCCCUACACCGGUUGA